Molecule: messenger RNA, 3183 nt
Organism: Fomitiporia mediterranea MF3/22
Lineage: Eukaryota; Fungi; Basidiomycota; Agaricomycetes; Hymenochaetales; Hymenochaetaceae
Product: RNB-domain-containing protein
Exons: 2
Coding region: 29-2902 (957 amino acids)
Biological process (GO): mRNA catabolic process
Cellular component (GO): exosome (RNase complex); P-body
Molecular function (GO): RNA binding; 3'-5'-RNA exonuclease activity
Source: RefSeq, a predicted model, not a curated record
GAGAGUCUACGACUACAACGUCCCGUCCAUGCUUUCAUCUUCCCUGCGCCGGGCUCAUUCCAAAAGCACAGAUGUAUCUGUCAGACAAAUCCGACGCGCCACCUCCGCCGUCCUAACGAAAUCAAAACCAAAACCCAGACCAUACAAAGUUGACGAAAGUGAUUUAAGACGAAUAAGAGGGACGGCAAAGGAACUAGUUGAGGGGGCGAACCAAGCGUAUAACCCUGAGUGGAGGCAUACAUAUAAGAGGGAGGGUGAGCGAAAGAGAUAUGAACAGGAUUUGUCUAGGAAGAAGGAUCCGUUACAACAUGAUGGUCGAGGAGAGCCGAAUAUUUUCUCUGGACAUCCGUUGGAGGAUUGGAGUAUGGAGGACCUUGUGCAAUCUGGGACGGGUGCUCUCCAGCCCGGUACUUAUUUUGAGCUUCGAAGAAAUGCGGAGUCGAUGAAUGGCGUCGUGCUCGGUGCUACGAACAAUAUAGGCUAUCACCAGGACACGGUUAGUAUAACUACCCGUGGAGAGGUCAUCGUACACAGAACAACGGAUAUCAUGUUCGCCGUCCCAAACUUUGUAGAUAGCAAUCUCGCCGAGCGAUGUGGGACGCAAGAACUACACGAAGACGAGUUCCAGCUCGCAGCGCGAAUCCGUAUCCUCAAGGCAGCGCGGGACUUCGAGCGAGCAGUUGAGAAGGAACAAUAUCGACUUGGCCGUGCUAUACAGGAUAUUUACCAUCAAGUUCGUGCGCAACAUCCAGAUGAAUGGACCAAAGUCUCGACGAUGCAAGUCGCGAGAAUGCUGGAUGCCACUCCGAACGUACCAAUUGUCACCCUUUUCGCAGUGCACAGACAACUCAUGGAACGAGCUGAUGAGUUCGUCUGUCAUCCAACGCGACACCGUUUCGUACACGAAUUCGAUGUCCGUCCGCUCUCAGACCUUAAGAAUAUCGAAAAAGUGAAACAGAUGGUGCGCGAAAGAAGUCCUAUGAUAAAUGCUUUCCAGCAAAAGGCAAGGCUGCUUAUUGACCAGUCUCGCGCACUGGCAGCCCAAUCAACCGAAGAACCUCCCGCUGUCGCUGAGGUUGUCAAACGGAAGUUCACUCCACAAGACCAGGAGAUAAUAACUUUCCUCAAGCUGUCGAUGAUUCAGGGUCGACUGAUCCAGCAAGACUCUUACGCAGGCAACGUCCCAGCUAUUAUCAAGGAUACGUAUAGAUAUGAGGAACUCAUCACGUCUUAUACUACUCUUAAAUUCUUGAGAGAAAUAGGAGUGUUCACUCCUUGGGAGGACUUGGCGUCCAGGGAAAAGGGGCUUCAUAUUCCCAUUGGUGUGGAAGAGAAAACGGCUUCUACCACGAAAGCGAGUUCGUCGCUGCCUAAGUCUCAGGCCCAGACACCAGGCCUUCUUACCACGGAUGCUCAUGAAAACGUGCGACACGACUUUGGGGACAUGCCCGUCUAUGUCAUUGACGACGCACACGCCGAGGAGCUUGACGAUGGCAUAUCCGUUGAGCGCGUUGUGGGAGAUCCUAAUUCAGUCUGGAUACAUGUUCACGUAGCUGAUCCGACCUCCGUUAUCCCAUUCACGCAUCCACUGCGUCAGCAAGUUGAAAAACGCAGCGAGACGUACUACUUCGGCCAUAGGACAAUCCCUAUGCUUCCGGCAGACAUAGGCAAGCUGUGUGAUAUGGGCCGAGAAGGUGUGCGUACUAGUGGCCAGAACGUGCUCACGUUCAGCGCAAAGGUGGGGAAGAAGGGUGACAUACUGGAUUAUAAAGUUCGCGCAGGUCGAGUACGCAACGUUCACAAACUGCGAUAUGGCGACGUGGAUAGCGUAGUAGAUCCUGGAGCACUUGCAGUUGAGUUCACACCCUUCGAGCCAGAAGCCUCAGAGUCCUCUGGAACGGUUGACACUUCAUAUCUCCGUCAACAUGAGGAAAACUUGAAACUUGUUUUCGAGGUAACUCGUCGUACAGUAGCUGAACGCCUGGCGAGAAACGCUUUCACGUUCUGUCUCAACUCACCACAGGUCACCUUCCCCGACAAGCCCGUCCCACAAGCCCCUCCCCAUGUCACGCAACCGAUUCUCUACCGUGGAUAUCCUAGGCUCCGAUACACCGUCAUACGAGGCGAAGUUUCAGAAAUUGGUUCUCGAUCGCUCGUUGCUGAAUGUAUGAAGCUCGCUGGGCGCGUUGCUUCGCGAUUCUGUUUGGAACACAAUAUCCCAGGUAUACGUCGCGCAAUGGCUUCUGCAGAGCUCGAAGAGACCACGCUUUCGCGUGUCCUUGCCGAACGUGAUCCUCUAGGAUUCAUCAGUCCUUCCGUUCUCGCUCGGGAGGGUAUAGGCCUUCCUCCUGGUGAACUCACAUCAGAGCCUGCUGGACACUGGAUUCUUGGAAUCCCGGAUGGUGAGGGAUAUAUACGCACUACGUCGCCUCUUCGGAGGUCGGACGACUUGUUCAUGCAUUGGCAAAUUAAGAGUGCGCUCUUACCCGGAAAAGAGUCCCAUCCACCACCUAUAAAUGACGAGAAGAUGAAGGACAUGGUUGACAUACUUAACGUGCGGAAACAAGUCUUGAAGAGGGCGUACAGAGCACAUACUCGUCAAUGGGCACAUACCUACAUCGAGCGGUACAUGGACUCGCUCGCUCGCUCAUCAAAAUCAAAAUCAAAUCAUAUGCAUAAUCCGCUGAAAGGAAUGGACGCAACCGUCGUCAUCGCACCAAUCUAUAACCUCGUCCGAUGGAUGCACUAUCAAGAAGUCUACAUCCCGAUGCUAGGGUUAAUAGCCGUCAUGCCCAUCAAAACUGGUUCGGAUAUACCGCUCGGUGCACAUAUUAAGGUCGACGCGAAGAAUAUCUUCCAGUAUGAUUUGAAUAGGACGUUGGAGGUUUCGUUAGCUUCAUAAGCUUGGUUUAAUCUGGGUGCCGUAGUGUGGUUUGGUUUGGUUUUGAUGUGAUGGGUUGGUUGUUGUUUCUUGUGUUGAAGAAAGGUAAAGAGUAGUUUCAGUAAAUUAUCCACUUUUAUGCAUCCUAGCUCUCCAUCCUCGCAAUGACUACUCAUACUCACUAGAGAACGCAUAGUAGACUCUCCCCUCUAUUACUCAACUCAUUAAUAUUCCUCUCAAAUGUCACUCCCUCUUGUCUUAACUAGAAACACUCGACUCACCAUGUCCAAUCUCAUCAUAAU